This is a messenger RNA of Zygosaccharomyces rouxii, 2793 nucleotides long. It is a transcript of the gene AIP5, whose product is annotated as Aip5p. The coding region runs from base 1 to 2793 and encodes 930 amino acids. The record is from RefSeq and is a predicted model, not a curated record. Lineage: Eukaryota; Fungi; Ascomycota; Saccharomycetes; Saccharomycetales; Saccharomycetaceae. The transcript has a single exon.
AUGAAAGAUCAAGAUGCAGUUUCUGAAGCUGCUGCUAAACGGUCAUCUGGUCGUAGAAGUCAAGUACUCGAUUUAGAUUCAAUUAUGGUUGGUAUAGAAGAAUAUUUAAACAAUGACGAUUCUGAUCAUGAACAGAAAACCGAUAAGCAUGUCGAUAAGGCUGCUACUGAUGUUCCAGUAAACAUUGUUGAUGGUGAACAGAAUGAAAAAGGUAAGAACGUAAUUGACCUAACUGGUAAGGACGAGGACGAGGAUGAAGAUAAAGGUGACGGUGAAAAUAGAAAUGAUGAAAAGUCAUUUGAUGAUAAUGAUACAUUGCCAACUACACAGGAAUCUUUAACUCAGAACAAGGACCAUUUGAACCAGUUUUCAGCACCUUCUUCUAAUCUCUCCGGGGAAACUCCGAUCUCCACCCAAGAUCACGUGCACGAAACCACUAAAGAUAAAGAUUCGCAAAUACCAGCUUCUAUUCAAGGUAUCGAGAAGGGUUCAGAUGCACCCGCUGAAAAAUCGAUUUCAGGUGAUGAUUUUACGCAGAAAGAUCUACAUGAGCGAGUUGCAUCUGCUGAAAAAUCAAUUACAAAUGAUGAUAAUAAGCAGAAAGAUCAACCUGCCCAGGCUGCACCCGCUGAAAAAUCGAUGUUAAAUGAUGACCAUAUGCAGAAAGAUCAACAUGAGCAAGUUGCAUCUGCUGAAAAAUCGAUUUCAAGUGAUGAUCGUACGCAGAAAGAUCAACCUGCCCAGGCUGCAUCUGCUGAAAAAUCGAUUCCAAGCGAUGAGCAUAUAAAGAAAGAUCAACAUGCCCAGGCUGCACCCGCUGAAAAAUCAAUUCCAAGUGAUGAUCGUAAGCAGAAAGAUCAACAUUCCCAAGCUGCACCUGCUGAAAAAUCGAUUCCAAGCAACGACCAUAUGCAGAAAGAUCUACAUGGGAAAGCUGCAUCAGUUGAAAAAUCAAUUCCAAGUGAUGGUAGUAAGCAGAAUGAUCAACCUGCCCAGGCUGCAUCUGCUGAAAAAUCGAUUCCAAGCGAUGAUCGUACGCAGAAAGAUCAACAUGAGCAAGUGGCACCUGCUGAAAAAUCGAUUCCAAUCGAUGACCGUACGCAGAAAGGUCAGCACGAGCACGAUGAUCGUAUGCAGAACGAUUUACAUGCCCAGGCUGCACCCGCUGAAAAAUCAAUUUCAAGCGAUGAUCGUAUGCAGAACGAUCAACAUGUCCAAGAUGCCCUAACUACUAAAGUGGAAAAACCAGUGAAGGAACAGCUGGCAAGCGGUAAAACAGAACAGACAGCUGGCUCUAUGGAGGAAAAAUGCGCCCGUAAAGAAGUCACCAAAGAUGAACCAAUUGAGAACAUAGAUGAACCAACCAAGGUCGUUGAAGAAGAAAUUAAACAACACCAGAAAGUCCGUGAAAAUUCCGCAGAAGAUAGCAGUUACCUCAAGUCAACAAACAAUACUGAAGAACGAACUGAAAACCGCGAGGGCUCUGCCAAGAAAAAUGCCGAGGGUGAUUACAUGAGAAAACCAGCAGGGAGUCCCAAGGAUUUACCAGAGACUCAUGCGCGCCCAUUCGGCAACUCCGGGAUGUCACAUACAAAAGAAACUCUCGAAAAGUCCGCGGUGCAGUAUGCCCCGCAGAAUGACAUAGGACCUGCAGAAGAAAAGGAACCAGCAGAACAGUCGAACAAGUCCAUUUCCAAGCGCCUACAAGGUGAAAAGGAUGAAAGUAAUCAAUCUCCAAGCGGCCCCCUUGAUCACCAAGGCCCCCUUACUACCCAUACUAAUAACUCUAGUCGUAGUAAUUUGACUGUCUCUGUUGGCCCCAAAACGGAUGGAAAUUCUGACAAAUAUAAUGACAAAUCCGAACAAGACGUAGAGAGUGAUAUGUCAGGACAAAACAACGCGGACACGAGGCUUAAAACCGAAGAACAGGAACGGCCUGAAGGUGCUUCCAUCGUUUCUAACGCUCAUGCAUCUAAUGCAUCUAAUACCGAGGGCAGUGCGGAAUGCGCCGUUGUUGGUGGUGAUAAGGACAGUAAGUCCGCAUCUCAUAUCGAGGGCAACGAGGGAGGCACCGUUAGGCCGCACGUUGCGAGAGAAAUAUCGACUAAUGAAGAAGACGGUUCCGACGCGGGAAAUCUAUCUGCUGCAACUGAUGCGAAUACUACCGAUGACUCCGAUCUCCACUCUGAGCGCCAUUCUACGUCCCUCACUAGUGGUAGCACUGAAAAUGCCGAAAAAUCUGCAGGGAAGCGAGAGGCAGAAUAUGAUAAUGGAAUUAAAGAUUCAAACCGAAACAAAGAUAAAUUAAAAGACUGCCAAGACAAUUAUGAAGAAACGAAUACAAUAAAAACGACCGAACAAAAGCAGCACCAAAAGCCACCACAGAUAACUCCGCCAUUGCAACAAGAAGAAGAAAAACAACAAGCCGUUUCUAAAAUCGAUGCAGAAACUGAAGCUAUUUUGAAAGGAUUAGAUAAUCCUCAAGAACUGUUGAAGGAAUUAGAAGCAGAACGCCGCAAAGAGCCUGUCUUUAUCUUAACUUCCUUGGCAGGAGGCGGCUUUCAUAUUAUACCACGCACGAAUCGUCUGGCUACCAUUCUACAAGCCAACAGAAUUGAGUUUUCCUACAAAGAUUUGGGCACCGAUCCACAGGCUCGCAAUCUGUGGAAGGCUCAUGCUCAAGGGAAACAAUUACCAGGACUAGUACGUGGAUCCGAUGUUAUUGGCAAUUGGCAGGACGUCGAAGAUGCAAAUGAGGAGUACCGCCUCGAAGAAAUUCUAUAUAGUCUUUAA